AUGGUUUCACUACAGUCUAUAAAAAAGGAAUUCAAAGAUGAUUAUAUGCCACAUGGGCCAAAAGUAGAGAUGGAAGCUUAUACAGAAACCAAAGUCAAAGUCGAGUUAAAUGAUGACAAUGCUCCAGACUAUUGUGAAAAAAGUUUUACUGUCAAAAGCUAUUGUAUAAAACAUGAAAUGAUUCACACUGGAGAGAAACCAUUCAAAUGCCAGUACUGUGAAAAGCGUUUUACUUUCAAAAGUCUGUGUAAACAACAUUUAAUAGUUCACACUGGAGAAAAGCCAUUCAAAUGCCAGUUUUGUAAUAAGAGUUUUAGUCACAAAAGAACAUGUAUAAAACAUGAAAAGAUUCAUAGUGGAGAAAAACCAUUCAAAUGCCAGUACUGUGUAAAGAGUUUUACUUUCAAAAGUCAGUGUAAACAACAUGAAAUGGUUCACACUGGAGAAAAGCCAUUCAAAUGCCAGUUUUGUGAUAAGAGUUUUACUUGCAAAAGUCGGUGUAAACAACAUGAAAUGAUUCACACUGGAGAAAUGCCAUUCAAAUGCCAGUAUUGUGAUAAGAGUUUUAGUGUCAAAAGCGCACGUGUACGACAUGAAAAGACCCACACUGGAGAAAAACCAUUCAAAUGUCAGUAUUGUGAAAAGUGUUUUAAUGUUAAACAUAAGUGUACACAACAUGAAAUGAUUCACACUGGAGAAAAGCCAUUCAAAUGCCAGUAUUGUGAUAAGAGUUUUAGUGUCAAAAGAACAUGUAUAAAACAUGAAAUGAUUCACAGUAGAGAAAAACCAUUCAAAUGUCAGUAUUGUGAAAAAGGUUUUAUUGAAAAACAAUGUUGUAUAGAACAUGAAAAAACUCACACUGACCAAAAAUUAUUCAAAUGCCUGCAUUGUGAAAAAAGUUUUAGUGUCAAAAAUAAAUGUGAACAACAUAAAAUGAUUAACACUGGGGUUUCAUCUCUGCCUAUGAAAAAGGAACCUCAAGAAGAGGAUAAUCCGUAUACGACAAUGGUUUCACUACAGUCUAUAAAAAAGGAAUUCAAAGAUGAUUAUAUGCCACAUGGGCCAAAAGUAGAGAUGGAAGCUUAUACAGAAACCAAAGUCAAAGUCGAGUUAAAUGAUGACAAUGCUCCAGACGUGAGACCUGAGAUCUAUCCAGUAGCAAUGUUUAGAAAUGUGUUUGCAGACACUGAUCAGUGAUGAUUGAUGAAUGAUAAUAUAAUAAAAAAUAUACAUUGAGCACAUGAAGAAAGUUCUUUAUUUUAAUUAUUUGAUUGGGAAUUAUGUUUAAAGAUGUUUUGGAGACAGUUAUUUUAACUGAAAACUGGUGCAUGCAUUCAUGGAGACUACAUUAGUUAUAUUUACAUUAUAUUUAUGACUGAAACCAGAUCUGCCAGGACAUGCAUUCAUGGAAUAUUUCUGGAACUUGACUACCUUAAUUGCAUGUGGAUGGGUCAUUUACAGAGACUGUCUACAUACCAGGGUUGAUUGAUAAGUAGUGAGCCUCAUAUAGAAGGGGUACACAUUUUACAAGUAUUUUU
This is a messenger RNA of Lingula anatina, 1538 nucleotides long. RefSeq lists its product as uncharacterized. The record is from RefSeq and is a predicted model, not a curated record. Gene Ontology annotation, molecular function: RNA polymerase II cis-regulatory region sequence-specific DNA binding; DNA-binding transcription factor activity, RNA polymerase II-specific. Gene Ontology annotation, biological process: regulation of transcription by RNA polymerase II. NCBI's taxonomy places the organism in Eukaryota, Metazoa, Brachiopoda, Lingulata, Lingulida, Lingulidae.